Molecule: messenger RNA, 2148 nt
Organism: Cyprinodon variegatus (sheepshead minnow)
Lineage: Eukaryota; Metazoa; Chordata; Actinopteri; Cyprinodontiformes; Cyprinodontidae
Product: protein NOV-like
Exons: 5
Coding region: 185-1237 (350 amino acids)
Biological process (GO): cell adhesion; signal transduction
Cellular component (GO): extracellular region; extracellular matrix
Molecular function (GO): heparin binding; integrin binding
Source: RefSeq, a predicted model, not a curated record
UCAUGGUAGCAGCAGGACAGCUCUGCUAUAUAAGGUCCUCCUCUUCUGCGUCCUGAGCCACAGCGACAAAGGGUGUUUAAACCUCUGCUUUACUUGUAGAAGGAACGAAGAUCAAACCCUGAGCCAUCGGACUUGGUAGACUUUUUACCCUGCGUUUUUUUUCUUAUUUGCUCUUCUCUGGAAGAUGGAGAAUCUCUCAGCUAAAGCUGUUUUAUUUUUCUUAAUGACUGCACAGAGCUUUGCACCGACCUGGGCUCAGGUAUGUCCUCGGAGAUGCCACUGUCCAGAGGAGGUCCCUAUGUGCCUCCCAGGGGUGUCCCUGGUGCUGGAUGACUGUGCCUGCUGUCUAGUUUGUGCAGGUCAAAAGGGCCAAGCCUGCUCUGAGAUGAAACCCUGCGACACUCGUAAAGGACUACAGUGUGAUUACUCCGUAGAUGUUCACAAGAGGACUGGUAUCUGUGCAGUCAGUGUGGGUAAUGUUUGUGUCCUGGAUGGUUUAGCCUAUCAGCAUGGCCAGAUAUUCUUCCCCAGCUGUAAAUACCAGUGUGUGUGCCAGAAUGGUCAGAUAGCCUGUAUCCCUCGCUGCAGCCUGGAUGUCAUGCUUCCUGGGCCUGACUGCCCAAUGCCACGAAAGGUCCAGGUGCCUGGAGAAUGCUGCGAGAAAUGGGUGUGUGAACCCCAGACUAAAACCAGCGCACUGGGUGGCUUUGCCAUGGCUGCCUACCGUCAAGAAGAAGUUCGCAGCUUUGACGGCUGGGACCCAAGAAUGAACUGCAUCGAACAAACCACAGAGUGGGGGGCCUGCUCUAAAACAUGUGGUAUGGGGGUGUCCACCAGGGUUACAAACAAGAAUGAUCGCUGUGAGAUGGUGAAACAGAGUCGGCUCUGUAUGAUCAGACCCUGUGAGGACCCGCAAGGGCAGGCCACUCAUGUUUCACUAACGAGAGGAAGCAUAUGCCAGAGAGUUGUAAGGAGUGAAAAAGCUGUUCAUCUUUCCCAUAAUAACUGCACCAGCAUCCUGUCCUACAAGCCUCGCUACUGCGGCUCUUGCACAAAUGGCCGCUGUUGCACCCCCCACAGGACCAAGACUUCUCUAGUGGAUUUCCAGUGUUCAGACGGUAAAACAAUUCGCAAGCCAGUCAUGGCGAUCCUGACCUGUGUCUGCCACACCCAUUGCCCCAGAGACAAUGCUUCGUGGGAGCCAUCACAGCUCCAACAUGGUGGCGUGAGAGUAUGAAGUGUCCAGAUUGCAGUUCCAGACUCAAAACUAUCUCAGACAAACCUUUUUAUCCAAACUAUGUGCUGCAUGGAGUCCAGGUAAUUAGUAUAGAGUACAAAGAUUUAGGAUGCGCAUAAAAAAAUUAAUUAUUGCCAGGAUAUGAGAAAAAGCUUAAAGUCUUAUGACUGCCGGACCAGUAUGUUUCCCCUAGCCAACUUUAAAACAAUUACAUCUCUUACAAAAUGUAGAAUUUUUUUGCUGUUUUUAUUUCUCUUUUAAUGCACAGAACAACAGCGCAAUAAUCAGUUGAAAAGGGACAAUUUUUAUGACUGUAAAAAGUGACUAACAAUAGCAAACUUAAUUAAUAUACAUUGCUUUUCCUGACAUACCACUUUAAGCAUUUUACCCUUAUCCAGUGGCACUUACAAGGGGCCAAGUGCCCUACAUAGGGGCAUCUAAAUACAUGGCAGAAAAAAAUUAGAAUCAAACUUCCAUCCUGAUUACUUUUAAACCAUCACCUUUUGGAUGCAUUUUAGAGAAAUGCACCACAUCAAAUGAUUAAGAUAAAAAAAUUCAGAAGAGAGAUUGCUGGUGCCCUGGUGACUGGUGGUUUAACUGGGAGGGGCACUACAAAUGAACAUGUUGCUAUCUCGGGCAGGUUCUGUCAAAAAUGUGUCAAAACAGUGUCCUUUCUGGCAAUGUGGCAAUAAGAAUAAUUGUAUUGAUGCCAAAAAGAUCCCAACAGAUUUUACUUUCACAGGAGGAGCAGUGCGGCUAUUGCCAUAGUGUUCUGUUUGAUUUAUGCAUAUAAAUAGCUUUAUUAUAAUUCAUCCAGGGAGUGUUACAGAUCAUAUGGACACUGCAAUGUAAGUGGAAAAGGAAAGGAAAAACUGAAAAAUAAGGAGAAAAGAUGAAAGCAAGAGGAGAUU